Molecule: messenger RNA, 2838 nt
Organism: Pseudomassariella vexata
Lineage: Eukaryota; Fungi; Ascomycota; Sordariomycetes; Amphisphaeriales; Pseudomassariaceae
Product: transcription factor Cmr1
Exons: 4
Coding region: 1-2838 (945 amino acids)
Biological process (GO): DNA-templated transcription; regulation of DNA-templated transcription
Molecular function (GO): DNA-binding transcription factor activity, RNA polymerase II-specific; zinc ion binding; DNA binding
Source: RefSeq, a predicted model, not a curated record
AUGGUGUUCUGUGCAUAUUGCGGGAAGAGCUUCACGCGCAAGGAGCACUUGGAGAGACACAUACCUAUCCACACAAACGUAAAGCCUCACCGAUGCAGCGCAUGCCAAUUGUCUUUUGCGCGGAGAGACCUCCUGCAGAGACAUCACUCGACAUAUCACGAAGCCCAUCCGAUGGAGCCGCCACCUGGGGGGGUUCCGACUGUUGCCGGGAAAACACCUAUCGCUUGCCUGAAUUGCGCACAAGCAAAGACCGGUUGCGAUAAGAGAGUGCCUUGUGCUCGUUGCGCCGACAAGAACCUUCCAUGCGCUGCCCGCUUCGCCAGACGGUCUUCCAAGGCGGCGCUCCGAGCUGCUCAAGCCAGCGCAGCCAUGAGCAGUCAAGUUUCAUUACCACCGCAGACCACCUCGGAUACACCAACGGUCAACCCGGCAUUUAUGGACAUGGACCCUGCGACAGCAACAAGGCAAGACUCACCAGGUCAGCCCGUCAUGACCCCUGAUGGUACUAUAACUAUCGACCCGAGGAUACAACAUCAAGACAGUCCUCCGAAGAAGAGUUCGCCCGCCAGCUCCAACCAUUUGAGCCCGGAAAACUAUCCUUCACCGCACGCGAGGGUGGAUGGCAUGGACGAUUUCAUGCAACUAGGCAAUGAUUUCAUGCCCCACGAUGGCAACUAUCAGGACAUGUUAGUAUGGCAGGAUUACCCUUUGUCCAUGGACAUGUAUCCUUCGAGUAUGUCUCUUGGGCGCGCCGAUGUACCCUUGCCUACCUUCACCGAUCUCAGCGACAUGUCAUCCAAUUCGGAACACAUGAGCUCGUCGAGGGGCUCUAUUCACACCAGAAGCACCAGCAUCAUGUCGAGUGGUGAUUUUGAGACUACCAUCAAGACAGUUGAGAUGGCAGCGUCGAGUCCCAGCGAAGUACCCGAGUUCGAAGUUGUUAUCGCAGCCGAGGCCGCCUGGCCGCUCGCGCGUUGCAACCCCCCAGUUUUUUCAGGCACCUGCCCUCGAACUGCAAUAGUACAUUUGGAGUCGCUGGAGCAGAAGUCCAAGCACGAAGGUACUUGGGACGCCCUGGAAAAGUACCUGGAGCAAGUGGACUGGGACGCAGCCGAUUUAGCAUCUGUCAUCCCUAUGGACUCGCGCACUCGCGACAAGAUGCUGGCAAUCACCCAGACCUUCCUCCACAAGGCCCUCGAGAUUCACCGCGGCGGUGUCAAUAGCAAUAGUAACGGCCGAUACAGCAGCGCCGGGAUGCUGACAUUCCUGGUGUUACCGCCGCCCAAGAUCCUCGAGUACUUCCUCCGGAGUUACGUCAGGAGCCUCUCUUUUUUCUAUUCUCUUGUGUCGACGGGCUGCGUAGAUCCCAACGAGAUGAUCCAGAACAAUCAAGCAUCAACCCUCCUUGUGUUGCUCAUGAUUGCUCAAGGUGCCUCGGCGGUACCUACGGCUGAAGCGAGAGCUUUGGCUGCGGGUCUCAUCGAGACGUGCCGCAUCUCUCUGUUCGACAUCAUUGAGAAGGAUAUUGAGAUGUGUGCUGAUCCCAUAGCACUCCGCUGCGCUCUGCUCUUCACACUGCUCGGUGCGUGGAGCGGCGACAAGUGGCUGAUGGACAUCGCCAUGGGCCAGCGCGGCAUGUAUCUUUCGAUGCUUCGACACGCGGGAAUGCUCGAGUCGCAGCCAUCCAUGAUCCCCUCAUUCCAAGGCUCCACCAGUACCGAGCUGCAAUGGCGCACUUGGCUACACAGAGAAACGCAGAACAGGCUAGUGUACAACUAUGUGAUGGUGGACCAAGAACUCAGUUUGUUCCACGACACAGCUCCCAUGCUGUCUGUUAGCGAGCUUUGCGCUCCUCUUCCUGGGCCCGAGUUGCUCUGGAUGUCGGCCAAUGCUGAACAAUGGAUGGCCGGCAUGCAGUCCAUUUACGGUUGCACUGCCAAUGUCAACGCCCAACUGCUCACCACACCUUCUCUUACACCCUCACUAUAUGACAUCUUCCAAGACUUCCUUCACGACAACCUGUCGAGGAGGCAAAGCAGCUUGACGCCACAGCAGCUCCGGUUGCUUUUGCACCCACUGCAGUCUCUGCUGUGCCAUCUGCGUCAGAUGCUGUCCUGCUUCUCCGACCUGCUCAGCACGAGGCGAACCACGGCACGAACCGUCACCAAGGCAUCAACAAUGUUGCGUCUUGAGGAGGUGCAGGCGCUGCUUCAAAAGUGGUAUGAAUUAUCUAUCACGUACCACAAAACCAACCCCAACUGUCCCGUCAGCAAGACAAAUUUAGUGCUUUACCAUCUCAUCUCAUUGAACGCUGUCACCCAUUUUCCCGAGAUUGAGCGCCUAGCCCGUCGCGAGGCGUUUGACGGCUCGUACUGGGAGCUCGGCCUCCGCUACAAGCGCUGUGUUUACCAGCGUGAAGAAGCCAUUUUCCACAGCGGCCAAGUCCUGCGUCUCGUCCGCGCAAUGCCCGUGGACCGUCGGCCCUGCUGGUGGAGCGUCGCACUCUACCGCGCGACUCUCAUCCUUUGGACCGACAGUGUCUCAAGACUUGACCCCAACUUUCAGAAGCAUGACUCGGGAAAUCCGGUCGCCAUCGACCAGGUCACACCUGAGGAUCCGGCCCUCAUUGCUUAUCUUUGGAACGGAGACGGCAUCCCCGUCUUGACACAUCGCGACGGCACCACAGCCAAUCUGGAAAAGCCCAACGAUGUGCUGAGCUACGCGGCUAAAUUUAUUGAGGAGGGCAUCAGCUCCAGGUUGAACGACGGUAUCAGGCGCAAGAUUGUGGCGCUGGGGAACAAUUGGAAUGUGGACGGGACGGUCAUGACUACGGCAUAA